Messenger RNA from Orbicella faveolata, 2816 nucleotides. RefSeq lists its product as uncharacterized. Lineage: Eukaryota; Metazoa; Cnidaria; Anthozoa; Scleractinia; Merulinidae. The record is from RefSeq and is a predicted model, not a curated record.
CCUUGAGCUUUCAAACGUUUUGCUCUUAAUUCGCAAAGAAGAGUUGUUAAGAGUUAUUAUUGGAACAGAAUAUUAGUCUAACACACUAAAGUGAGUUUAUCAUGAGGAAAUGGGUCGAGUUCCUUUGUUUUUACAACGAAAAGAUUUCAAGGAAAUUAACAUCACAAAACAAAGUAAGUGUCCAAACAAAAUGUCAUCUGAAAGUAGGAUGUUGCCAUUUCAUUGCGUCAGCAUGAUAUUAUCUCUGUGACUGAAAAACGCGAUCACGUUCUAUAUCAAACUCUUAAUUUUGCUCUGAUCCAAGGUGAAAUAGUCUUCUACAUUCUAAAGCAAGCGAAAACUCAGCUAAUGAAAAUGGAUGGAGCUGGAAGGAUUUGGCUGCUGUUUGCUACACUAAUUGUCCCUCUGCUUUCCUUGGAGUAUUGUCCAGCGGUUUCAAACUUUGGGCUUCAAUGGCCACGAAUCGCCCGAGGAGAAAAUAUCACCAAUGAUUGCUCGGCAAUAAAUUCUUCCUGGACAGGUAAACUUACCGCCAGAUGUAUGAAAAAUGCAGCUGGAAAUGUUACAUGGAAUUAUCUACAGGGUUGUGGAUGUGAGCUACAGACAGUUCUUCUACACUACCAAACGCAGGCAUCCCAAGUCAACAUGGCUAACUUUCUGGAGAUCGUCAAAAAGCUUGAAAAUGCUUACAAAGACUUCAUCAAUCAGAAAAUAUAUUUGGCUCUUCUGUCGACGGUAAAGAAUUCCAUGUGCAAGAGAAGGCCAUUGCGUAAAAGCGCGGAAUGGGAUAAAAUACAGAAAUAUUGUCAGAUGCGUCCAGACGAUUUUUGGGGAAGGAUCCUUUCUGAUCACUUUAAAAAGCAAUUUUGCCAGAAAAUUGCAACGGCAACAUCGAAUCUACAUACUGGUUUAGUUAUAACAUCUUAUGAGGGAUCACGACCUAAACCAAACGCUGAAGGGGAGGCAAACGUGGAGCUUGACGAAUCUUCUUCUCAAGACAACAGGACACAAAUGGUGAAUGACACUCUAGCAAGUGUGACUUCUGGUGGCUGCACAGUGACCAGUUAUUACAUGGUUAACGGGACACUCGUGAUAAAAGCCAAACCAACUUUGACAACGACGGAUAAACACAGGACGAUAAAAGAACGUCUUGAGAUGGUUUUGAUCUCUAUUUCACUUGUGGCGAUAAUCUGUUCAUUGACAAUACUUUCAUGUUUAAGGAUACAGUCAGCGCAGAAUUCUGAAAAGCUGUUUGUACACAAAAGCCUUCUCAUCUCUUGGGCUCUUGGAUACGCAGUUUACAUUGCGGAUGUGAUAGCUUUCAACAACAGGAAAGAAUGGAUAGCUGCCUGCACAGCGAUUGCCGUUGUGCGCCAUUUCUUUCAAACAGCAGUCUUCACAUGGAUGUUAGUGGAGGCAGUGAAUCUCUUCAUAAAGCUGGUUAAAGUGAUAUCAGCCAAGACCUUUUAUAUGACGUACCUUGCCAUUGGAUGGGGCAUCCCAGCUCUGAUUGUCGGUAUAACGGCAGCUGCAAGAACCAAAACAUACGACAUGAGCCAAGACAUGAUUGAGGACAUCUGGUGUGGAUCAAUUAAAUUCGCUGCAAAAGUGGAGAGAACCAGUUGCUGGUUGAACGGCAGUAAGUGGCUCUAUACAGGACCGGUCUUUGCAAUUCUUCUGGUCAAUCUAGUUUUCUUUGUUAUACUGCUUAAAGUUGUGUUUGGAAAAGUGGCCACUAAAUACAGCAAUGACCAGAUGAUGAAAACAAGGAAAGGACUAAAGAGUGUGGCCGCCUUGCUUCCUUUAUUGGGUGUCACAUGGUUAUUUGGGUUGAUCAUAGAGUUUCAUGAGGUAUUGGCCUACAUCUUUAUUUUGUUGACGUCAACUCAGGGAAUUGUUUUCUGCAUCUUCCACUGCAUACUGGAUGAGCAGGUGCGACGAACAAUAAGCCGCAAAGUUAACACGACAAUCUUUAUACACAAGAAUGUUUCUCCAGGCAGACGAGGAAACGAUUACACAAUAACCAGACCCGCCAAAAUAGAGAUGGUCAAGAAACGGAAGCUAAAUGAAACAAUGGACAUUUAAAGAAAUAACAUAGGUUAAAAUGAUAGUAUGUAACUCUUUUGCUAUAAAGCGUCUUAACUCACCUGGUCAGAAACCGAGAAAAUUCGCUGGAACGAAAGAAAGUGUUUUCAUAAGACAUAAUUUAUAGUCCAUAGGAUUGGUUCCGGACACCAACAAAAUGGCCACCGUUUCGUUGUUUUGGAACACCAACAUGGCUGCCGUGACGUCAUGUGUAAACCCUAUUUUAUCAUCAACCUUCAAUCGAGGACUUAAAGAAAUUGUUUGUUGAUUAUCCCUAUUGACCGAAACCUAUGCGAUUUUAAAUGAAGCAACCUGAUUGAAACCUCGUUUUUCUUAAACCAAAUUGAUCAAUUACAAUGACACGGGACAACGUGAUAUACAUGAAAAGACAAAUUUUCUGUAAGUAACGUAUAUAUAGAUUACUUCAUAGAAAGUGAGACGUACGGAUUUGUAUUCACGAGUUCCAAAGUUUUUCAACGAGUGAAUAAAAAUCCGUACAAAGCACUUUCUAUGUUGUAAUUUGUCUAUUGUAUAUAUAACGAGAAUUAAACAUAUCCGUUAAAUCAGUUUUAGUUUUCCCGGUAGCACAAGUUUACACGCAGAACAAGAACAAAUUGAAAACUGAUCUAAAUGACCGAGCAUAAUAAAAAUCAAAUCUGUUUUCCAGUCCAGCAACAGGCGGACAAAGAGAGUACACAAGCUUAAAUAUAAUACGGGAGAAUUCGUAAAUA